AUGAAUAGUAGAAAUCGAUUUUUCUUUGGUCGAGAUUAUAUGGAGUUCUUCUAUAAAGCAAUUAGAGUGUUUAUUUUCAAUUCUUCCAAUCGAGUGAAAGAUGUUAAAGAAGGAAUCCUUGUCGCCGGUGGUCAAGGCAAAGGAAACGAUCUAACACAAUUAUCGUUUCCGCAUGGAACUGUUGUCGAUCAAAUGGGUGCUGUCUAUGUACCAGAUGGAGGAAAUCAACAGCUCAUGCGAUGGUCUCAUGGAACUAGGCAAGGUCAUACUAUUGUUGGUAGUAACGGUCGAAGUGAACAAUCAAAUAAAUUCAACUGGUCUUUUGGUUUAUCCUUCGAUCGAUAUGGAAACGUCUAUGUGGUUGAUUUGUAUAAUCAUCGAGUUCAAAAGCUUCGAAUAGACAUAGACUCUUAA
Messenger RNA from Rotaria socialis, 414 nucleotides. The record is from the annotation of a GenBank genome assembly. NCBI's taxonomy places the organism in Eukaryota, Metazoa, Rotifera, Eurotatoria, Philodinida, Philodinidae.